AAUAAAGAAGGAAUAAAAAUAUUUAAAUAAAUCAUGGCUCUAAACGAAAGAACCCAUCUACUCCAGAUCACUACUGGGGAUAUCACCAAUGCACCUCGUAUUUUGAAGAAUGCUCAGCAUGAUGGACAACCCAUCGUAGUAGUUAUUGAGAACGGCUUCUGUUGUUGCAAACCAAAGUUAGAUGUGCCUUCAGGCGUAACUGUUCUUUCACAGAAGUGGGGAGCCCAUGAUGGUGAAUUAGCGCCAGGAUUCAAAUGUUGUUGGUGAAAACAUAAGAAAAUUGCAGCCAUUAUUACAAUGAACUCUAUAAGAUAUGAUGCUCCUAUUAAAAACUGUCCUACCAAAGACAACGUCAGAGUCUGGGUUGAUAUAAGUUUGACUUUCAGGAUUGGACCUGGCCAUGAUGAAUGCAUGAAGUUCAUCUAUGAACUCGGCCCAGCUAAGUUAGACCAGAUGCUUGAAGCUGAAAGCGAAGAAGCUAUCAGGAACUUUGUUUAUGGAGUAAAGCUUGCUCAGAUUCAAGAUAUUAAAGGAGAGAUCGCUAGCACCCUCUUGCAAGAUUUAAACAGGAAGUUUGUUGAAUUUGGCGUCUACUUUGAAAAUGUGCAUAUUUUACAAAUCAAGAUUCCAGACCAGCUGCAGAAAACUCUUUCAGAUACGACUGCAUUUGAUAUUAAACUUCAAAAUCAGAUUAAGAAGCAUCAGAACGCAAUGCUUGUGCUUGAAAACGACCAGAAUCAGAAACUGACUGAGCUUCAAAGGAAGAACGGCAUCAAAAUUGAAGAGCUAAAGGCUGCUAAUGAAAGAGCUCUCAUUUCCAGAGAAGAGAAAAAAGUUAACGCUCUUUCAGAUUACGAAGUUCGGAUGACCGACGCUAAAUCGAAGGCUUCUGUUCUCAUGACUAAAGUAAAUGGAGAAAAAGAUAUCAUAGAGAAUGAAAGCAAGAAGGAAGUUCUUGAAAUGGUAAACCAGGCUAAGACCCAGUGAGCCGAAAAGAAAAGAAAAGCCGACCAUGAAGCAACUGUUCUCACCAUCAAAGCUGACUCCCAAUAUGAAGCUGCUAAGGCUAAAUACGAAGCAGCAUUAAUAGAAGCUCAAGCAGAAGCAGAUAACAAAGAAGGUCUUUCAAAACUAAGAACCCACGAGCUAUCAAUGGCUAGAGCUGAGGUUAUGCAAGAACUUGCAAGGAACUCAGACAUUGUUUUUGGAGGAAAGAGUGGAGAAGCCCUCCUCGGAGAGUUCUUGCCCUAA
Moneuplotes crassus is the source of this 1251-nucleotide messenger RNA. The record is from the annotation of a GenBank genome assembly. Lineage: Eukaryota; Ciliophora; Spirotrichea; Euplotida; Euplotidae.